AUGAACCUACACGACAUCCUGAGCCAAAUGUUAGCACUAAGUCCAAAAUGCUUGUCAGGGGCGCCGAAGAUUUUACUUGCAAUGCUCUCAUUGAUUUUUUUGAUAUUUAUUGCUGGAACUGGAAGGGCUGAAGCGCGAGCCGUAGUACGCCCAGCUUCAGGAAAACACUGGAAUUACGGAGAGCCAGUGAACAAUCCAUCCAGUACCCACCCAGAAGAACAGGUUACACUCCAUUCGAUAGAGGCAAUGUCCGCAAUCCGAAUCGGUUGCGCGAACUGCGAUUCUGCAAUGGAAACAGACCAGGUAGAGAGGAGAGUUAGGGAAUACUGGUACCAAUCGCGAGAUAUUUUUCUCCGAAGAUUGACAGAUGCACAAGUAACGGUGUCGGAAGGUCGUAUGGGUCGGUCUAUCUGGGUCACAUUUUUUAAAGGCCACACGACGAUCCAUACACAGAUGAAUCUUGGUUGACAAGCUCUUCAUUUUGAAUAAAAAUACGUGAUGAGCCCGUUUUGAGUUCUGGUCAUGAUAGAGAUCAAUUCUAUCCGGAAUUCUCUUGCAAUAGACUAGUCAGACCGCGA
Messenger RNA from Laccaria bicolor S238N-H82, 578 nucleotides. RefSeq lists its product as uncharacterized. Bases 1 to 468 code for a protein of 155 amino acids. NCBI's taxonomy places the organism in Eukaryota, Fungi, Basidiomycota, Agaricomycetes, Agaricales, Hydnangiaceae. The record is from RefSeq and is a predicted model, not a curated record. The transcript is spliced from 5 exons.